Messenger RNA from Ctenocephalides felis (cat flea), 908 nucleotides. RefSeq names its product mediator of RNA polymerase II transcription subunit 18-like. Gene Ontology annotation, biological process: regulation of transcription by RNA polymerase II; termination of RNA polymerase II transcription. Gene Ontology annotation, cellular component: core mediator complex; mediator complex. The transcript is spliced from 6 exons. Gene Ontology annotation, molecular function: transcription coregulator activity. The record is from RefSeq and is a predicted model, not a curated record. Bases 95 to 847 code for a protein of 250 amino acids. NCBI's taxonomy places the organism in Eukaryota, Metazoa, Arthropoda, Insecta, Siphonaptera, Pulicidae.
UUUUCAAACAAAAUAAAUAAUGCAGACUUAAACAUGUAAAAUAAAUAAUAUAAAUGUAUCUGCUUAAAUAUAAAUUGUUAGAUCUUAUAAAUACAUGUAUAUUGAGCAUAUUUGUACUUUAAAUGUAAAAAUUUACAAACAGUUCUUCAAGUGUGUAUAUUUUAUGAUGUCUACAAAUCAAUCAGCAUCAGCCCCCUUGGGGACUGCUAUGGAUAGUUUAAGUCAAGCGCUUAAGUGCAACAUUUUGCCAAACCAAGAAUAUUUAUUACAAGGUUCUGUUUUAGAUUCUGCCGUUGAAGCACUUCUACACAGGUUAAGAGGUCUUUGCGAUAAUGUAGACUCCGGCCCUGAAACAUUUCACGAUCACGAAGUGUGUUUUAGUCUCAGAGGACCCACACAAAUGAAUCCUCUAGUCCUCAGGGUACGUAAAGCGUUAGAUCAAGAAGCCCCAUAUCAAUUGAGAUAUAUAGGUGCCUCUGAAUUGGGUGAUCGUUCUAGACCGGCAGUGGUACGGUCGUCUAUAGAUAUCGCUUGUAGUUCCACUGUUAUGGAGUUUCUUACAGAACUCGGAUGUAGGAUAGAUUUUGAGUACACUGUUAGGGGUUAUAUGUUUCGGAAGGGACGGAUGAAGAUUACCGUAUCUAAGGUUUUCAAGAAAGGUGCGUCACCUUCAAAACCUGGAGAAGCUUUUGAACCAAUUUCUCAGAGUUAUCUUGUUGAAUUAUCGGUGCUUGCUCCGUCUGGACAAGACGCUAUAGCCGAAGACAUAAGAAUAUUUGCUGAACAGUUACGACCUUUAGUUUUGCUUGAAAAGAUUGAUUAUAAACGCUUGGCUCAUGUUACAUAAAUAAGAAGAAAAAAUUUGUUGAAAGAAUGAAAAGAAUAAAAAGAUUUAUAAGUAGGUGAGA